CUCCAGUCUCCAGACUACAACUACAGACUGCAGUCCACCACCAAAACAAAAAACCAACCACUACAAAUCAAUCAACAUGACUCAGUCAACUCAAGAAGAACAAGAACAACAAGAAUCAGAAACAGAACAACAACAAGAACUCAACACAAACCAGGAAAGCGAAGAACAACAACAACAACCUAGCCACUCUCUUCGACUCCCCAGAAACAGCACACUCCUCACAGCUCGAGACAGUCACAACACCAACAACAAGCAGAAGCAGAAGACCAGCAAAGCACGCACCACAUCAUCCCCAGAAAAACCAAAACAACAACAACGGAAACCGAAGAGAGUCAAAAGAAGAGAGAACCAAGAAGACGAGAUCCUUGCUCGUUUCCAAGGCUCCUUCCACGCCGUCUUGACCAGACUACUCAGACUGAUCACAUGGCCGCUCAAAUACAUCCUCACCAUCCUCCUUCCUCACACCUUUGCCGGGCUCACAGCCACCGCAAUCCUGCUCUCGGUCCUGUACCUCCUACUGAUGACCAUCCAACGCUUCUUUUCGAGCCGACUAAUCUUGCCGAGUCUUUCUCUUCUUGCGAAUCCGGUGGCCUUGGUCGGCCGAUCACUCAGUCUAGUGACCCCAUCGCUGCUCUCGUUCUACUGCUCUACCCUGCACGCGCCCUUCUUCUGUACGGAUCCGAAAGAAGAUCAUCAAAGGGAACAGAAGAUCGCCCAGUACGCCCGCACGGUCUCAGACAGCGCCCAAAAGGCCGCAGACAUCUUCGACUCCGUCCUCCUCCUCUCCAACCCCAACCUGCUCAGACUCCAUCAAGCCGACAUCCUCGAGCUCGCCUACGCCCUCCGCUGGGCCAGCGCCCUCGACAACAAAGACGCACUCGCCCAUCAGCUCGCCCAGCUCGCCGAGCUCACUCGCUCCCUCAAGGAUUCGCUCAUCGACCUUAAUGGACAGAGCUUGAAUGCUUUCUCGUUCAUCGCUUAUGAGUUUUCAAGACUGGGUGAUCUGAUGGAAUGGGUCGAGAAGGGCGAGAAGAAGUACACCUCGGAGACGAUCGGCCGGAACCUAUCGAUCCUAUUUGAGCAUUUAACGAGCGAGAUGGACGGGUUAUUGGGCUCGAUAGAGGGGCUGAUCCCGGUCGCGUCGCGGUCUACGAACCUAGGGCUGCGGGUGAUGGAGGGCCUUCACCGGGCGCAAUACGAGCUGAUCGGGCGACGAGAGGCCCAAGGGGUGUUACGAAAGCUGACCGAUCUGAGCUCGUUUUCGGGCCGCCAACUCAGGAGAGACUUAGCGCUCACCUCCGAGUCGAUUGCCGCCUUGAAACGCACUUGGACCAGCUUGGAACAGCUCCGCGCAGACCUCUUGGCCUUCAGAAACCACGUCGCGCACUUCAGGGCUAGCUUCGUCGGCGCCCAUCUCGCCGACCAUCAGCUCGAGCCCCUCGACGAACUCUUCUCCAUGCGCCAAAUCAUACAGGGCUUUCAGAAUACCCUCGCCCUCCUCAAAUCUAACUCCAGACAUCCCAAUCAUCCUUCUUCUUCAGAACCAAAUCGCUUGCUUCCUUCUGAGUCCAAUCACCAGCACUCUUAAUCUCCGUCCUCUUCUAGGUCCUUUCUUUCCACUUUGUUGUUGUUGUUGUUGUUGUUGUUUUUGUAGUGUAGUGCAGAGGAGUGCAUCGGUGUUGUAGAGUAGCACAGAGGUGUUGUAGAGUAGUGCAAAAGUAUACUUCUUCCUAAAGAAACGUCUGGUGAUCCAGACAUUUUUUUUUGUUAGGAGGCUUCCGCUAUGAGAGUCUCUUAUUGGUUCGAUGCCAAUGGGUUAAGUGAUGGGUUGGAUAUAUGUAUCUGGGUUGGAGCAAUGUUUAUAUGUAUGUAUUUAGAUGUGUGGUUGUGUUGUGUCUGGACAUGAAUAAGUAUUCCUCGAGGGAGGAGGGAAACUACGUCAUCCCGGAACGCUUGACUACAAGCAAACUCAUCUUUUG
This is a messenger RNA of Puccinia graminis f. sp. tritici CRL 75-36-700-3, 1979 nucleotides long. RefSeq lists its product as uncharacterized. The transcript has 2 exons. Bases 77 to 1588 code for a protein of 503 amino acids. The record is from RefSeq and is a predicted model, not a curated record. NCBI's taxonomy places the organism in Eukaryota, Fungi, Basidiomycota, Pucciniomycetes, Pucciniales, Pucciniaceae.